AUGUUACAACUUAUAGUGGAGAAUCCAUCAAGCUUAUCCUACACAAGUCGCCAUUUCAAUGGAAACCAUGUAAAACAAACUCAAAACACAGUAUAUACGACCCCGGAAUCACCAUCAAUUACACCAGCAAGAAGAAGAAGGCGAGCAAUGCAGGACAAACUUGAUAAGGAACACAGCAUUCAUCUCGAACGAGUACAACAAAUGGUAAAACAAAUACGCAAUCAAAAAACAAUUGCGGUCAAGUGGCAGGAACAGGAGCGUGAGCGGAGGGCGAAGGAGGCCGAGGAGGCGAAGCGGCAGCUGGAGCAGGAACUGAAGGCCCAGCAGGAGGCGCGCGAGGCGGAGGAGCGCCGGCGCGCCGAGCUUGCCAAGCAGCAGCGUGAGGAGUCGAGGGCACGCAAGGAGGAACUGCAGCGGAAGCAGGCCGAGGAGAGGAGAAAGAAGAAGGAGGAGCUGCAGGCCGAGACUGAGAGGCUGCUGGCCGAGGCCCGCAGUGCCGAGGAGGGCGAGAAGAAGGCGCUCGCCGAGAAGGUGCGGACAGGAAAGGAGGAAGGCGCCAGGUGGCAGGAACAGGAGCGUGAGCGGAGGGCGAAGGAGGCCGAGGAGGCGAAGCGGCAGCUGGAGCAGGAACUGAAGGCCCAGCAGGAGGCGCGCGAGGCGGAGGAGCGCCGGCGCGCCGAGCUUGCCAAGCAGCAGCGUGAGGAGUCGAGGGCGCGCAAGGAGGAACUGCAGCGGAAGCAGGCCGAGGAGAGGAGAAAGAAGAAGGAGGAGCUGCAGGCCGAGACUGAGAGGCUGCUGGCCGAGGCCCGCAGUGCCGAGGAGGGCGAGAAGAAGGCGCUCGCCGAGAAGGUGCGGACAGGAAAGGAGGAAGGCGCCAGGUGGCAGGAACAGGAGCGUGAGCGGAGGGCGAAGGAGGCCGAGGAGGCGAAGCGGCAGCUGGAGCAGGAACUGAAGGCCCAGCAGGAGGCGCGCGAGGCGGAGGAGCGCCGGCGCGCCGAGCUUGCCAAGCAGCAGCGUGAGGAGUCGAGGGCGCGCAAGGAGGAACUGCAGCGGAAGCAGGCCGAGGAGAGGAGAAAGAAGAAGGAGGAGCUGCAGGCCGAGACUGAGAGGCUGCUGGCCGAGGCCCGCAGUGCCGAGGAGGGCGAGAAGAAGGCGCUCGCCGAGAAGGUGCGGACAGGAAAGGAGGAAGGCGCCAGGUGGCAGGAACAGGAGCGUGAGCGGAGGGCGAAGGAGGCCGAGGAGGCGAAGCGGCAGCUGGAGCAGGAACUGAAGGCCCAGCAGGAGGCGCGCGAGGCGGAGGAGCGCCGGCGCGCCGAGCUUGCCAAGCAGCAGCGUGAGGAGUCGAGGGCACGCAAGGAGGAACUGCAGCGG
This is a messenger RNA of Trypanosoma cruzi, 1371 nucleotides long. Its product is annotated as trichohyalin, putative. NCBI's taxonomy places the organism in Eukaryota, Euglenozoa, Kinetoplastea, Trypanosomatida, Trypanosomatidae. The annotation marks the transcript as partial. The record is from RefSeq and is a predicted model, not a curated record. The transcript has a single exon.